UUAAUUCGUACUCGAUUUUCAACCAUAUUUGACAAUCAUGGCGGCAACAUUGAUUGCAGUGUUAGUGAUCUGUGUGACUACGCUCUCGAAAACGGAGUCUAAAACUACUGAGUUUUCCUAUGUAGAUCAUGUGUUUCAUCCUCUUGAAUUAAUCGAAGAUAAAAUUCAGUUCCAGAAUGAAUUUACUGCGCUCCUUCAAUCACAAGAAUUCUGGGAUUUUACAGAACAGAUAAACAUCAAACGUUCAGUACUGCGAAAAGCAGCACUAACUAAAAAUAGUACCGCUUCUGCGAACGGCACUGAGAGUAAGCCAACACCAGCCGUAGGGAAUGGGCUAUUCAAUUUUAUCGGCUCUCUCUUUGGAAAUGGUAAUACUUCAUCUCCAAACAUUAGUCUAGCUGCUGCUCAGUUAGGCCAGAUAAUAGGAGGAGGAAUCUCACAACUGCUUGCACCCCUGUUGUCUGGUCCCACACCGACUAACAGCUCUCAUCAAAACGAUACUGUCACCGUGGAUAUCAUAAAGACAACACCAAGUGUACCACAUUUAUCAUCGAAACCCUCAAACGGCGGGUUUCUACAAAGCAUCGAAAAUAUUGUGAGCAAUUUUUUACCAAAAAGUAAUGUCACGCCGUCAGAGGAGAUCUUUGGAGGAAUCAGAGAUGCUAUUUCGGAAUCAAAUACUUCAGAUACAUGUAAACAAGAUGCUAUAAUGGUUGCCUAUGGUCUCCAAACUCAACAACCAUGGGCUUUAAAAAUGUUUGACGCCUCAGCAAAGAUCCCCACGGAUUUGCUGAACUUUGAUAUCGUCUGGUCAGGAUCAUACGAUGAAUGUUACAAAGAAGAUGCGGUGGCUGGAUUGUUUCUCCACCCCAGCGUCUAUCUCCCAGCCGUGAAGCCUCGAUACUGUACAGUACAGGUUCAGCUGCCGUUUCCAGGUCUUCCAAAAAGCGCGUUAACAUCGAGUUCAUUGCAGAUUGGUACAUGUUUACCCAAGUCCUGUAGUACUCAGGACACGACCAUUCUCGCUAACCUUCUGUUGAAGUCUCUUCCACUGGGAAAUAUAUCCUUGUCUGCUUCCUUCGCCACAUGUCCACCAACCCCUGACGAAGUACCGUACGAGACUAAGGAUAUAGCCAUGAUAGUUCUGAUGUCAGUUUUGGGUUUUAUUAUCGUUGCUGGUACAGCGUACGAGAUCAUUGCAAUUGAAAUUCCAAAGUUUGUCAACAGUCGGAAGGAAACACACAAUGACACAUUUCCAACAACUGUUGAUAAAAAUGGAACAACGAACGGGAACAUUUACACCCUCAAAGGGAGUGCUGAAUCCCCUCCAGCCUUCAACGAUAAAACAGUGAACAUUCAAAUGUCUAAAGAAAAAAAGGGGGAUACCAGGGAGAAGAAAAAUAUCAUCACCAGAAUCUUGUUAGCCUUUUCUGUGUAUUCUAACGGUAAGAAGAUUUUAAGCACGUCCCAGCCUAAAGGAACUCUUUCUGCUGUUAACGGAAUCCGAUUCCUUAGCAUGUCUUGGGUUAUAUUGGGCCAUACCCUGGGCACUGGAAUUGGAGUCUCUCGUAACGCAGCAAAAUAUGGCCAAGAAUUUUUACAAAGAGCGUCAAGUCAGGCCAUUGCUAAUGCUCUUGUGUCUGUUGAUACAUUUUUUGUCUUGAGCGGACUCUUGACCACAUAUCUCCUCCUGAAAGAAAUGAAGAAAUCUAAAGGACGCAUUAAUUGGUUCCUGUUCUACUUCCAUCGAUACUGGAGACUGACUCCAAUGUAUAUGCUUGUCAUUGGACUAUAUACAACACUAUUAAACCAUGUGAUCUUCGGACCUUUGCGCCCAUCUGUAUCUCCCGGCACAAAAUGUGACGAGUAUUGGUGGAUGAAUCUUCUAUACAUCAACAACUUUGUUGACAAACCAGAAGAUUUGUGUUUGGCGUGGUCAUGGUAUUUGAACAACGAUAUGCAGUUCUACGUAUUGAGUCCACUGAUGAUUGUUCCCUUGUUUUUCAAAGAACUAAUUGGGGUGAUCAUCUCAGUGGCCUUUCUAUUAGCUGUUACUAUCGCCUCUGGGGUGAUUAGUUUUGUCUACAAGAUGCCACCCACACCCGUUGGUGGAGGAGAUGCGAGCACCGACCCUUCUCAUUACUUUGCUUUAUACUACAUGCGACCCUAUUGCCGUAUGGGACCUUAUGUUUGUGGGGUACUCACGGGAUACAUCCUAUACAAAACCAAAAACAAAUGUCGAAUCAACAUUUAUUUGAAUUUCUUCGGAUGGGCAAUUGCUACAAGCUGCGCAUGCGCUGUUCUCUAUGGCCUUUAUGGUGCCCUUAAAGGAGAUGAUCUUCUAAAUGUUGAGGAGUCAGCUGUAUACAAUGCAUUGCACCGAAGCGUCUGGGGAGCAGCGGUGUGCUGGGUCAUCUUUGCAUGUGCAACUGGAAAUGGCGGAUUCAUCAACACAAUACUAUCCUGGAAGGUGUUUGUACCGCUCUCUCGACUAUCCUAUGCGGCUUACUUGAUUCACUUGAUCAUCAUUUACGCCUAUUUCCUCAGUCGUCGGAUGCCAAUCUACAUGACUGACCUGGAACUGGUAUACCUGUUCCUCUCUAAUCUGGUUGUGUCCUACGGUGCUGCCUUCGUGGUGUCGCUUUUGUUUGAGUCCCCUUUUAUGGCCCUAGAAAAAGUUAUCUUCCCCUCAAGAAAUAGAAAAUAAAUUUUCUUGAUCUUACUAUUCCCUAGAAUU
Molecule: messenger RNA, 2737 nt
Organism: Saccostrea echinata
Lineage: Eukaryota; Metazoa; Mollusca; Bivalvia; Ostreida; Ostreidae
Product: nose resistant to fluoxetine protein 6-like
Exons: 15
Coding region: 38-2707 (889 amino acids)
Molecular function (GO): acyltransferase activity, transferring groups other than amino-acyl groups
Source: RefSeq, a predicted model, not a curated record